AUGAGUAAAUUCUCGCUCAAAGGUCGUGUUGCUAUCAUCACCGGCGGAGGCCGUGGUUGCGGCUUGGCCUUUGCCCAAGGACUGGCUGAAGCUGGCGCUGACAUUGCCGUCUUCGACGUGAUUGAGCCCGUCGCUGGAUACGAGACACUGGCCGCCGACCACGGCGUCAAGACAAAAUCCUACAUUGUCGACGUGACGUCGGCGGAGAGCCUGGCCAAGGGCUUUGCCGACGUCAAGGCCGACUUUGGCGGCAAGCUCGACAUUGUCGUGGCCUGCGCGGGCGUCAACCGCAACGUCGAGUUCCUCGACACCACGAGCGAGGGGUACGACCGCCUGUUUGCCGUCAACAGCAAGGGCGUCUACUUCACGGCGCAGCACGGCGCCAAGGCCAUGAUUGAGAACGGCACCAAGCACGGCAGCAUCAUCCUCGUCGCCAGUAUCGCGAGCCACAUGGCCAUCCGGUCCCAGCGGUCGUCGGCCUACUGCGGCACCAAGGGCUCCGUCCGCGCCAUGGUUGCGCCCAUUGCGGCCGAGCUCAACAAGUACGGCAUCCGCGUCAAUAGCAUCAGCCCUGGCUACGUCCGCACCGAGAUGACGGCGCCGUUCCCGCAUUUGUUGGAGAGCUGGAAAGACGAGAUCAUGAAUGGCAGGGUAGCGGAGCCUGACGACAUCAAGGGAGCAUGUGUAUUCUUGGCUAGUGAUGCCAGCAGCUACUGCACGGGAACCGACUUUUUGGUAGAUGGUGGCGUAACAAAGUGGUAG
Messenger RNA from Pestalotiopsis fici W106-1, 762 nucleotides. RefSeq lists its product as uncharacterized. The record is from RefSeq and is a predicted model, not a curated record. Gene Ontology annotation, cellular component: intracellular anatomical structure. The transcript has 2 exons. Bases 1 to 762 code for a protein of 253 amino acids. Gene Ontology annotation, molecular function: oxidoreductase activity, acting on NAD(P)H, oxygen as acceptor. Lineage: Eukaryota; Fungi; Ascomycota; Sordariomycetes; Amphisphaeriales; Sporocadaceae.